UCUCCUGCAGUGUACCCGCUGCAGGAUGCCGGGGGUUGAAAUAGUCUGCGCGCUGAAUUCGUCCAGGUGCGAUUGCGAUCCGAACAACGAUCGUCCUUAAGUGCACCUGCAUUUGGACAUUGAGGACUUACGGUGGUGGGGGUUCAAAUAGUUUUCGAGAUGGACGAAGUGCGUGAUUUGCGUGACGAGUACCGGCGAAAACAAAACGUCGCGUUGUUGCAUCAAUUGAAUCCACGGCACGACGACACGGAUGAAACGCAUAGUAAUUGAACAUCACUAGUAACGAAUUUGAAAAACCAAACAAUCAGUAUUAAAACCUUUAUCAUUAAUAUCUAAUAAAAUUAGUUAGUGUAAUUACUAUUAAAUUGCGUGUAAUGUGAGUGUUUCAAAGUAAUUAAGUGAAUUUAUUAACUAGACCAACUGGAACUGACUGUAUCGACAGGACCAGAACGUGCGACAAGGAUUUUCACGUGAUUUGGUUGGUGUUCUUCGUACGUGUCGCGUGUCGUAUCAUAUCGUGUCUUGACAUCAUUAGUGAGUUAAAGAUGAGCUUGCGUCUGCUUUUCUUGCUGCUGGUUUUGAGGGUUGUGGUGGGAUUGGAAGGGUCAUCGGAGAUGAUUUUGGGCGCAGAGGUUGCUGAGGCUACUGAGGGAGGAAGCGCUUCUCUGCCCUGCAACUUGGCGCCCGUCCAUCCACCGGACAGAGUCAGUUUGAUCCAAUGGUUCCGAGGUCCUGGACCAGAUCAGACAACAAAAACCCUUUAUCAGUACGACUUGCGGGGUAUUCGACCACAGCACUGGGCAGACCCAUCGCUCGGUAAUCGAUACUUCUUAAGGAUUCUUGAUGGCGAAAGAGCCGUCUUGACAAUUGCACCUAUUAAUCUCACCGACGAAGACUUAUAUCGGUGUAGAGUCGAAUUCACCAGAACUACCAACCGCUUGACCCACGUUAAUCUAACUGUUAUAGGAGCCGUAGCCGCCUCCGCCCCUUCUGCUCUAGAGGAGACGCGUACACACAUAAACAAGUACACACGCAAGAGACAGAGGGGUGGAUUUCUAGUGAAACAAAUACCAGCCUUGGGGUACUUCCAUGGUAGUAGCUGUUGGGAGGGCGCCGAUGCCUCUUGGCGCUGA
Nicrophorus vespilloides is the source of this 1133-nucleotide messenger RNA. RefSeq lists its product as uncharacterized. The transcript has 4 exons. NCBI's taxonomy places the organism in Eukaryota, Metazoa, Arthropoda, Insecta, Coleoptera, Silphidae. The record is from RefSeq and is a predicted model, not a curated record. The coding region runs from base 546 to 1133 and encodes 195 amino acids.